AAAGCUGUCAGCAGUCCUGACUGCUCCUCUACAGUGUUCCUAUAUGAUGUGCCCCGAGCACACUCCAUGUGCUUGUAGAGGGGUUAGGGGGAGCUUCAUCAUUAGUCUCGGAUCUGCUCAACUGCUGCCAUAGUGCUGCAGGGUGGUAGGAGUGGCUGCUGACCUCAACUUGGCCACCAGGAGCAGAAGAGGUGUGCAGUAUCGUUCAAGGCCCACAGCAAGAAUGUCCUCAGUACUCCUUCUCUGAUUAGGUUUCUGCUAUUGCACUUCCAUGUGCUCUCAGCAGUCAGUCUCCCUCUCGUGCUGAGGUAACAAUGGGGGAUACACUUCAAAUAGAUAUGGGCAAAUGCAGGAGGAACCGAUAACGCCCUUUGAAAAAAAAGUCCUCCUCUGACUGGAUAUGGUCUUUGAGUCCUGUCAGUGCAGUAUGCUCAGGGAGGAACCUGCCCCCAGUGGCUGAAGCAGCUCCUGGGUAGCCUAUUCUACCAGUGGCCUGAUGGACAAAGACACAUUACGCUUCUGGGCUUGAAUAAUAUUGUCCACUUUUGGGCUGAAGCUAGAACAAAUCAGGAGGCAAUGGCAUAGUGGCAGUAAGUGAAAUGGACUUCAAGAGCACCCGACCAGGCUGGCUCUGGCCCGACCCUGUCUAGGUUACACUGGUGGCCAUUUUAUCUCGCGCCUCUACAACAACAACACGAGGGCGCUGCGCAGACUUCGAAAUGUGAAAUGGAAGCCCCGUAGAAAUAAGGGCGGGAUUAGCGUUUUCGUUCCGUUACCGUCAUUGGCCAACAGCAAUUACGCGCGGCGAAACAUCGCGGGGUUUAACUACAUUGUCUUUGAAACAGGCGAAUCUCUGGAAAAUGGGUGACUGAGGACCAUAAUGAAAUCCAACAAUACUUGUUUUUCAAAGGUCGUCCGAAUCUUGUGAACGAAGCUUUCGCAGUCUUUUCCAACUGAAGUAGGACACAAAGUUCUGAUCAGGAGGACAAGGGGAGGGUGGACCUGCCGCAAGAAACCAACUACGGUAGGACGGAAUCCCUCCCUCAAGAGUGUUGUCUGCAGUACGGCCUGAAGUAUGAUGUAUUGACUGCAAUUUGAAGAAACGUCUUCACAUUGAAGAGAGCUGGCUUGACCAUCCCCCUGUUGUUUGGCUGUGGGACUCUGUCAGCAGGACAGGUUCCCUUCAAAAUGAAGCUAACGGUUGUCCACAGUUGCGAAACUGCAGCUGGAAAAACGGUUUGGUGACUGAUGGUGGCAUGUCCCCUUGAGAGUCUACUCAACGCAACAUGACCCAUGAAAUGAAUACUUGUGGCCAGACUCUGUCAUCAGCCUUGGUGGCCCUGAUGGACCCUCAAGAUAUAGAAGAACAGAUGGAGGUUCCAACUGAUGCUCCUUUCAAGCAGGAAAACGAACACUCUUCUGAAAUGUAUCAGGAGGUUACUCAAACUGACUUGAAAGCUGUGUCUGGCACAGCACUGGACUCACUUCCCUUAGAAUUGAACUUUUUAAUGGACAGUGAUGGUUCAGAAAGCACUCCUACAGAGCCUAAAGCUUUAGGUGAUGCCUCCCAAGGUUUUUAUGUAGCUACAAACUCUGAGGAGCCAAAGGAGAAUUCUGUAACGCCAACCUUUCCUGAUGGUUUCUCCGACGUGAGUAGUUUCUGUGAACCAGACAACGAAGAGAUAAUGGAUUGCAGUGAGAUUUUCAAACAAGACCAAAUUGGACAAACCGAUUAUGCCCCUUACUUUAAGACCCAGAGCAACUUGGAUUGUCCAUCAGUAGUAGAGAAUGGUGUUACUGUGCAGCCACAUUUUUGUGAAGAUAGUGCAGAUUUAAUUGGAAAGCAGAAGGUGGAAAAGCAAAGUUCAACAGAAGAUCAAUACUCAAACGUUAGUAGCCCUGAGCAGGAAAGGGAGAGUAGCAUUCAUCAUGAGGAAGGGCAGAAUCAACAACAAGAUCUGGGUACUACUUCUGAGAUUGCCUCAGACAAUGUUUCUGAACCCCUGAAUUCAGAGGAUGGGGCACUUACUGCAGAUGCACAGAAUAUAAUGGGCACAGAUGCCAAAUCUUGUGAUUCUCACCAUGAAGAGACUCCUUUUGGCACCAAUUCCAGAACCUGCAUUUCUCCACCCCCGUCACAUGAGAUUCUUGAGGAAAUGCCCAUUCCUGCUACUAGUCAGUCAAGAAUGACAUCCCAGCCACCACAACGGAAGACUUUGGACUCCAUUCCUGACAGUGGCUCAGAAAGCGUAGAACGAGAUCAGAGCAGUAGGCUUGACAUGGAGGAAAGUUGUUCUAAUACACAAUCCAGCUUCAGCCCGGAAAAGACUUCCGAGAUGCCAGAUCUCCCUAUUUCUAGUGCACCACAUCAUGUCCCAUCACACGAAAUCUACGCAGGACAAGAGAUGGAACAAAAUGAGCAAAGCACCCCAGAGAGGGUUUCAGACUCUGUUAUGCAAUAUUCCCCAAACGAUGAAGCCCAAGACACACCUGCAGACCAAAUUGAUGAAACCGUUUUGCCUCAAGUUGCCACAGACCAUGAGGACAACAUAAAUGAGAAGCUAUCAAGUUGUACUGAGGGAGAUGGCAAUCGUCCCGCCAGAGGUAGACAACUGGUGGAAUCGCAAAAGAUGAAGAAGAAAUUGAAUCCUAUUGUGAUGUUGGACUACACUGAGACGACCGAUGACAAAGUUGGAAUUUACCGCUGUGCACAAUGCAGUGCUACUACAGAGACUGUAGAUCAUCUUGUUGAGCACCAUCAUCGACACACUACACACAAUUUCCAACUGUGUCAGACCUGUGGGCGGUACCUAACUUCUGUGCAACUUGCAGAACAUCACGAUUGUGACCAGGAUGAGCUGGAAAAACCCAGGAUGUUUCACAGACCCAUGCCACAGAGUGCAAGAAAAGGCACUAAAUACACCCAGCCAAAAUUGCAUCAUUGCCGUUUUUGCCCCCGCCAUUUCACAAAGUCAUUAAAUUUGAAAUGGCACGAAAUUAAACAUGAAAAGACGGAAUUUCAGUGCAACCGAUGUGAUCUAUAUUUUCCUGAGGCAGAGUCUGUAGAAAGGCACAAAUGUUACGGACCAAAAUACAAGCCCAGGACAUUGCUAAAAACCAAGAAAACGACCUCCUCUGCUCAAUAUGACAUCCCUGAAUGCUUUGUAAAGCUAGUAGAUAUCUACAAGAGAGACCAGGUUUCAUCACCAAAUAGAUGCAAAAUAUGCAAUGUGACGUUUGUACUACGUGCACAGUACAACUCUCACAUGAAGACGCACUCAAGUGCCUCAAAGCCUUUCAAGUGUGGAGAUUGUGACAGGGCAUUCAAAUAUUCGUGGAAUCUGAAUAGACACAGAAGGGAACAGUGUGGUGGAGCACCCAAAAUGUACAAGGAGGAACCAUCUACAUUCCCCCUAGACAAACAAGAGAACACCAGUGUCUCCUCGUCCCAUUCAGUGACCUCAAAGUAUCAGUGUCCAAUCUGCCCACGGUUGUUCAAAUACUCUUACGAUCUCCACAGACACAUGCGUGUGAGGUGCAUCCAAGAAUAUGUACAAAAGCAAAGGAAAAAAAAGAGCAGUGGAUCAUUCAAGUGUCCUCUCUGUGAAUCCCGCUAUACCCAUGUCCACAAUAUGAGAAGACAUUUCGUAAAUACCUGCUUUCCAGUGUAUAAACAGACAUUCCAGAAACAAAAGCAAGAAAAAGACAGAGAUCAUUUACCGGGGAAACAAAAGAAAGACAAACAGAGUGAUGAUUCAGACACCAACCAACUCUCAUUUAAUGAUGAGACAUACUAUCAAUGCAAGUUGUGCCCUGCAGUUUUUUCUCAUUCCUCUGGCCUUGUAAAGCAUGAAAAGAAACACAGGCUUUUGGCUAAGACUGGAAAGAAAGUGGGGUACAGAUACUCUAGUCCUGCUGACUUGAGACUGAAAAAUUAUUUAACAUCGGAUCCAGCAAAAUGUGGUCCUUUGUCCUGCCGAUUUUGUGGGAAACGUUUUUCAAAUUCGUUCCAGCUGAACAAACACGUGGCUCUGCACAAGGAAGACAAGCCAUACUCUUGCCAGCAAUGUGGCCAACAUUUUAAAAUGCAGGCUCACUUAAUUGCCCAUAGUAAGUCCCAUCAGAAGAGGGUACAAUGUGGUGUUUGCGACAACAUUUUCCCCAGCAUGAGUGAUUUGAUGGAUCACAGGAAAUCUCAUCAUGACAACAUGGGAAUGCUGAAGUGUCCCGAUUGUGCCCGGGAAUUCCGCUUUCCAGCGCACUUUCUGAGACACGUGCUGAUCCAUGAACGCAGGGACAAGCAGAAGGCAACAAAACGUGCUAGAAAGGAUACACCUGUGCAGAAGCAGUCCACUGGCCUCACAACUUCUGAGUUCAUGUGUUCCCUCUGUCGAAAACCUUUUGCCGAUUCACGAUCUCUGAGUAAGCACUGUUUAAGUCACUUACCAAAAAACUGGAAGAAAUGCCAGUACUGUAAAAAGGAGUACAGUAAUCGUGCAGGACUUGUACGCCACAUGCGCCUCCAUACCGGGGAAAAACCAUUUUCCUGCAAAAAAUGUGGCCAGUGCUUCUACCGUAAAGAGCCGCUCACUACUCACAUAGAUCUUUGCACAGGAGCAUUGAUUGUCCGCAAUGCGAAGGACAGUAUAAAGGCAGACCAAAAAGAGGAGAAACUUGCUGUGGGAACCGAAACAUUUAAUUGUCCUCAUUGCCCAUAUUCUUUUAUUUGGGCUAGUAGUCUGACAAAGCAUUUGAAAGGACACAAACUGAAAUUACUUUCCCCUUGCUCUAAAUGUGGUAGGUGCUACAAGAAAACGGCAUUGCCCUGGCACGAUAAGAGAUGCAAGGGAAAGGUGACCAACAAAACCAUCUUGUUCCAAUGUGGUAAAUGCGAAAGAGGUUUCAGUCGGAAGGACAACAAGAAUGUGCAUGAAAGAAAUUGCAAAGGCAUUGCUAAUGUGAAACGUCCAAACAAAACAAGACCGCAAGCCAUUAGGACGGCAAAAAAGGACAGACUACAAUUCAAAUGUCCUCAUUGUCCCAACUCUUUCAAAUGGAAAAGUUAUUUGUUGAGGCAUCUUCCUUCUCACAAGGCAGAAAAACCAUUUGCAUGCAUGUAUUGUGGCCAUAGAUAUGCAACUCAAAGCCGAUAUCUUCAACAUGAAGCCUUCUGUGAUGGAGUUUUCCGACAAAAAUCAAAAUCACCUCAAGAAGUUAAAACCGAAAACGUGGAUAACACUGGAAAUGGAAUGGCCCACUCGGAUGGGAAAGAUGGUCAGUACAAGUGUAAGUUCUGUAAUAAGAACUUCUCCAAAGCCAGGAACCUCAGGCGUCACAUUCUAACCCACACAGAUGUGAACCCCUACCGCUGUAAGACAUGUGAUGGUUCUUUUUCCCGAUACGAUCAUCUUAAAGUACAUCAAAACCGCUGUAGGGGGAAAAAGCUAAUGCUUGAAGUUCGUGUGCCCAAGAUUAGUUCAAAUCAUGAAGGAACUGGCUGGCAAAACCAGAAAAACAAACAAAAGGAAGCUUUUCAGUGCAAAAUCUGCUUCAAGGAGUUCUCUUCUGGAAAAAGUCUGGAUUGUCAUACUAGCAUGAAGCAUGUCUCACAAUCUCGCAAACCAUUUAUGUGUCAACGCUGUGGAACAAGAUUUUCCAGUACAGAAUCACUGCGAAGACACCUGAGGUUGGUGAAAUGUAAACGAAGAGUGACUCCAGGAGGUACAGUAAAGCCUGCAAAGGCUACUGAAAAGCAGUGUAGGGAGACGGCAAAACUUUUGCAGAGAAUACAAGGCCAUUAUUCAGAGACACUAAGAUUUCAAUGUGCUUAUUGCCCCAGAAGAUUUAAGAGUGGAGCACAAGCACAAGUGCACACCCGUCUUCACACUGGCGAGAAGCCCUUCGGUUGUGAAAAUUGUGGCGAGCGUUUCAUUCGGCGUGACUACUUGCAGAGACACUUGGCCAAAUGCACACCACCUGGAGAAGAGCCUAAAAGGACGCUCUGUGACAAAUGUGGAGAGUGGCUUCCACUUGAAGAAUUGCAAAGCCACAAAACCCAUUGUGUCGUCAGGGUCGACAAAGAAAAGAACACAGUGACAAAGUCUAGUUCCCCUCCGAAAAUCAAAGCAUUUUCAUGUACAAAUUGCGAUGAAAAAUUUCUGCUAUUCUCACAGCUCCAACAGCAUUUCCUUAAUGCACAUAGAGAGGACACACAGCAGAACCCAACAUCUGAUUUAGAAGAAAAAAUGGACGUUAAAGAAGAGCUCGCUGUAAUGUACACUGCAAGCCCUGUAGAGAGUGAUGAUACAGAUAACAGAAUUGAGCAAAAGCCAUACAGUUGUCCACACUGCCCCAUGCGCUUUAUUAACAACAGUGGACUGGGAAUGCAUAUGCGCACACAUACAAUGACAUACCCCUUUUACUGUCGAAAGUGCAACAAAGGCUUCUGGAGUAAGGCUGUGCAGUUAAAGCAUAUGAGAAAAUGUGAAAAAUCAAGUCCUGCAAAAAUGGUCACACAAAACAGUCCUACAAAAAGUCCUAAAACGACUUCAACAUCCCCUGAAUCCACAAAGAGUGUGUCCGGAGAAAAAAGUGCAGUCCUGGUCUUUAACAAAGGCUCAAGUACAACCGGAACGGGAGUUCUGCAGACGGAGUUCUCAACCAAGGGGGGCAGCAGAAAAGCGCCAAGAAAACAGGAGAUUGCAAACAAAUAUCAAUGCUCAGAAUGUGACCAAUGCUUCACAGAUGGACUUAUGCUCAUUAGUCAUCUUGAGAAUCACGGCCGAGAAGAGAUCCUUAAGAAAAAAUCCUGCGAUCUCUGUGGCAAGUCAUUUGUAAAACCAAGUGCACUUACGAAGCACAUGAGAGACCAUCAUGGCAAGAAACCUCCUAAUACUUGUCAGAUAUGCUCAAAAGUCUUCCGUUUUGCAUCUGAUUUGGAAACACACAAAUGGUGCCACGAUCCCAGUCGACCUUUCUGCUGCUCUGUUUGUGAGUGGAGAUACCCUACUCAAAAGGCCCUUAAUCACCAUAUGUCACUGUCCCAUCCAAUAACAUACACAUGUCACAAAUGCAACAUAACGUACACAACCAAAAAAGUAUUCCUUAGGCAUAAAAGAACAAAGCAUGGCUCUGACUCCAUUUCUGACGAUGAACGGGAAAGGGGUGCCACUUCAGGCAAAACUUCAGGUAAAACUAAUGUUGAUGAUGGAAAUGACACUAGUGACACCAGUAUUAAUUCGUCAAGUGACGAUGAUUCAGACUCUGCCCCGUAUUUCCCUUGUCACGUAUGUGGCAAAACCUUCUCAACAUGUGAGAGCCUGGAGGAUCAUCAGCGCUGUCACCUGGGCGAGAAACCAUUUGAAUGUGAAGAAUGUGGAAAAUGCUUUGUCCAGCUCAGUAAUCUGCAACAUCAUCAGCGCAGUCACAAAUCCGAAUUCAAGUGUCAAAUUUGUGGACGAGGAUUUGUCUCCCUCUUUGCCCUGAAAAGGCAUAAACACACGGAAGGAAAGAGCCGUCCCCAUCGUUGCUCAAAGUGCAAUUUGUGCUUCACUGGACCCACACAGCUUGCCGAACACAUGGCAACCCACCGUGACGAACACUUUCCCUGUGAUCUCUGUGACCGCACAUUCUCAUGUAAAACCAGCCGAGCUGAACACCGUAAAACUCACAGUGAACAGGAGGAGGAGGAUCCCCCAUUGGUUCCACCAUCAGUGACCCCACCUGUGAUAUCACCCCCUUCCUUAUCCUCCGAGCAUACAGGUGGCUUAACAUAUCACUGUGGAGUUUGCGGAAUGUGCUUCCAUGUGCCAGAGGAACUCAAAGAGCAUGGCUGUAAACCUGCACCGGAGCGUCCAUAUGCCUGUCAAGAGUGCGACAAGCACUUUUUGUGCGGACCCCAUCUGAAGAAGCAUCAGCUUACUCACCAGCUGCCCGGUGCACCCCGCUACCAGUGCAAUCAGUGCCACAUGAACUUCACUUAUCGUCAUCACUUCCUGAGCCAUCUAAGAACCCAUGGUACAGAGCAUGAACUGGGAGAUGCCCCCUCCAGCAGAAACAAGCCUCCGACAGAGAGCCGGGAUCCUGUAAACAUCUACCAGUGCCCCAUAUGCCCCAAAAGCUAUGCACAGGCCAUGGAGCUGGCUGAUCACCUGACAAUACAUUCCUUCAUGUGUAAAGUUUGCAACAUGUCUUUUGCAUCAAAGGCGAAAUUGGCAGAGCAUGAACAAGGUCAUCUAACAGCCACUACACAGUACGAGUGUACAGAGUGCGGGGGAAGUUUCUUGGGCAGUGACGCCUUCAGGCAGCACCAGUGUGCUCAGCGUCAGCGCUCAGUCACAGAGAAGAGGUCAGAGUCAAAAUUGCCAUCGCCAAAAUCCCUCAAGCAUUCCUCAAAGUCGUCAAGGGUGCAUGAAGAGGAGGAGGAGGAGGAGGUUGACGUCGGAGAGGACUUUUACAACUGUAGCGUUUGCAAGAAGCGCUUCUCUUCACAAGCAGAUCUUGGGGAACAUCACAAGACUAAUCCAGACUGCCGGCCCUACAAAUGCCAGUUUUGUGGAAAGGGCUUCGCUAAAAGGCGCUACCUCCUCAAGCAUGAGGCAGUACACAAGAGGUCCUUCAGUUGUCAUCUUUGUCCCCAGUCCUUUGAUGAUGAAGGUGCCCUGGCAGCUCACCUAGAAUCUCACACUCGAGAGUUUCAGUGCUCUGUCUGUCCCAAGAACUUCACUACAGCUCAGGACCUGUCUAGACACGAGAAGAAGCACGCUGAAGAGCAAGGCGGGGCUCACCGUUGUGACAUGUGCUACAAAUCCUUUGGCCAUCUCUCACUUCUUAGGAAGCAUCAAGAAACUCAUGUGGGCGAAGUUGUCUACGAAUGCACAGAAUGUGACAAGGCCUUUGCCUUCUUCCACCUCUUGGAGGAGCAUCAACUUACUCAUGCAGCUUCUUCCACUCUUUAAUGUCCAGGCCUUGACCAAAUGUAAAAAGCAAGCAUUCAAAGGAAGGGGAAAAUGCCCAUCUAUCCAACAAAGUAGUAGCGAAGUGACUGGCCAAAUGAAUCUGCUCUUAUGACAUGUUCAUGUGAAUCAGUUCAAAGUUGAGAUGUUCCUAUGCCUUUCUUGUUCAUAUUCAGUGGUGGCGGGUUGCUCUACUUCUAAUUGUACACGCAGCUGGUUAGUGAUUACUACACAAGCUUGUCAAUAUCUUAAUGUAUAUAGACAUGUUUGUUUUGGAUUAUACUUUCAUAUGUCCAUUUGCACAGUGCAGAGUUGGAUGAGUAAUUACUUUUUUACAUGUGAAAUAGACUUUUAUAUGCCUCAUUAUCUUGUAAACACAUACUGUAACAUGUAUUGAUACUUCUGUUUAUAGUCGCAACUGUGGGAUUCACCAAUUGGACUUUUUAACGUUUAUUGUAGUCUCUGAAUUAUUAUACCUGUCCUUUUUGCCCAAUGUCCAUUACAAGACAAAAAUGUUGAGGUUUAACAUUUCAGUGAGAAUUGAGGUGUAUGUAGUUUUUUUGUUUUUCUUUCCCUCAAACUUUUUAUUCUCUCUGACAAUGUCUUGUGAUGAUGCUACCAUUGAACAAUUAGGCACUUGCGUAUUUGAUGUGACCAUACAAUGUGGACUCUAAUAUGGAGACUUCAUGAUUCAUGAUUGCAUUAUUUUCUUUUGUUAUGAAUAGGCUUCUAUUGGCCUGAUUUUACAUUUUGCUUCUUUUGUAUAACUUGGGACAUUGGUUGAAGGAAAUAAAACGAAUACCGUUUUAUGUAA
Engraulis encrasicolus (European anchovy) is the source of this 9768-nucleotide messenger RNA. Its product is annotated as zinc finger protein 1035. Gene Ontology annotation, cellular component: nucleus. The record is from RefSeq and is a predicted model, not a curated record. Bases 1287 to 8957 code for a protein of 2556 amino acids. Gene Ontology annotation, biological process: regulation of transcription by RNA polymerase II. Gene Ontology annotation, molecular function: DNA-binding transcription activator activity, RNA polymerase II-specific; RNA polymerase II cis-regulatory region sequence-specific DNA binding. NCBI's taxonomy places the organism in Eukaryota, Metazoa, Chordata, Actinopteri, Clupeiformes, Engraulidae. The transcript is spliced from 5 exons.